GAAGAAAUUCGUCUUGGCCCCUAAGACCCUCACGAACUUCUACAGAUGCACCAUUGAGAGCAUUCUGUCGGACUGUAUCACUGCCCGAUACUGCAGGUCUCUCCAGAGGGUGGUGCAGUCAGAGGGUGGGGCGACCGGUUCGUACAUAAAACAUUCUCAAUUCAAGCUGCAAAGGCUUCGAUUUCCUCCUUAACUUGAUUUAAUGGCGGGGAAAAUAUGCGUACUUUAUUAAACACCAUUUUCCACCACCAUGCUACUGGUCACUUUAAUAAUGUUUACACUAUUCUAGUCAUGGCUCAUCCUAUAGCUACUGCUGUAAACACAUUUUCUAUUAAUAUACGGUCUAUACACACCAUUCACAUAUAUAUUUAUUUAUAUUCCGAACUCUGACAUUGUUCGUUCUGAUGACGUUUGUAUUGUUACAUUGCUGGAGCUAGAAACAAGCAUUUCGCUGCACUUGCGAUAUUUGCAAAACUGUGUACCCGACCAAUAAACUUUGAUUUGCCAUGGUUGCUUUAUAUACUAACAUCUUGACAUGUGCAUUUAUAUACAGCUAAGUAGCUAGCCAACUGAAUAUCAAAUGUACUACAAAAUAGUUGGCUGAAAUAGGCCUAUCCCAGACCACAGAUAGAACAAUGGGUUAGUUAUAAAACAUAUUUGCCCAGACGUUGCAAUCCAGCUAAAUGGCUAUCAGAUAUGUUCAGAUAGAUUUCGCGCCAUUGCUAAUGUGACAAAGUUGCCAUGAAAAUCGUCAGAACGUCGCAUUGUAAUCACAUUUUGUUGCAAUAAAUGAAAACGGGUUCAGUUACAAAAGAAAGGGACAAUAUCACAAACUCCUCGAUUUGCAGUGAUGGAGUUCAAACACACUCGCCAGCUUGGCCCCCUAGUGAUCAGGGACUGGGCGGGGUUACGGGUAGACGUGCUAAUAGGAUAACGCCGGAUGUUGACGGUGGAACCAGAAAUAAACAACCCACCACAUCGUUCCACCCUCUGUCACUCUCCAGAGCCUGCCGUACUCAGUGUGUUGGUGAGGUGAUAGCUAGCUAAAGAAAAAAUGCCGGAGUCCCGCUAUCACUGGUCAGGGGAAGAGGUGAAUGCCAUCGUCUCAAUAUGGUCAGACGAGGCAAUACAGCGUGCAUUACGUUCGUCUGACUCUGAGUACCGAGGUGCCGCAAAGGUGUACCAUGAGAUCUUUGUGCGCCUUCGCAAAUUAGGUUAUAAGGGAAACGUCCAGCAAUGUCGUGACAAACUAAAGAAACUCAAGGGUCAGUACAAAGAAAUUAAGGCAAACAGUUCCGACCGCUGGAGUUAUUUUCCACCGUCAUGGUUCGAUGCCAUGGACGCUGUGCUGGGACAGCGACUCAGAAAGCCAGUACUGAGAAGUGGAAAAGCCACCGGAUCACAAAAAAACGACAAAUCACCAUCCAGUUGGACACCUGAUGAACCUCCACAAACUUCAGGGUCUGGGGUGAGAACUUCAGCUUCUAGGCUGUUGGAGUUGACUGAUUCCUCUGAAGAUUAUGAGGAAUCUGGAUACCACUGGUCGUCUAAGGAGGUUCAGGCAUUGUUAACACUCUGGGCAGAUAAGAGAGUUCAGAAGCACCUCCUCUCCUAUAAAAACGAGCACGUCUAUGCCAAAUUUAGUUCAGAGCUUGCCGUCCUGGGUUUUAAAAGGACGACAAAGCAGUGCAGACAAAAGAUACAUGUACUGAAAAAGGAAUACAAAAAAAUCAAGGAUAACAAUAACAUGAGUGGUUCCAUCUAUCGUGAAGAGAGUUGGUUUGCCAUCAUUGAUAGUGUCCUCUGUCACCAACCAAGUACUUUGGAGUCUGGGGUGUUAAAUUCAGAUGCCAAGCUUUUGGAGUCGCCUGAUUCCCAACAAGAAAUGGGAGAUUUUAACAAAUCUCCAUCCAGUUGGACACCUGAUGAGGACCAUGGUCAACAAUCAGAAGCCUCAGGGUUUGGGGAGAUAAAUGCAACCACUCUACUGUUUGAAUCGACUCCUGAUUCCGCUGUAGAUGAGGAACAUACUGAGGAAUCUGGAUACCACUGGUCGCCUAAGGAGGUUCAGGCAUUGUUAACACUCUGGGCAAAUGAUAGUGUUCAGAAGCAGCUUCUCUCCUAUAAAAACGAGCACGUCUAUGCCAAAUUUAGUUCAGAGCUCGCCGCCCUCGGAUUUAACAGGACAUCUAAACAGUGCAGAGACAAACUAAAAAAGCUGAAACAGGAAUAUAGAAGAGUCAAGGAUGACAAUAACAAGAGUGGUUCCAACCACCGUGGAGAAAGAUGGUUUGCCAUCAUUGAUAGUGUCCUCUGUCACCAACCAAGACUUUGGAGUCUGGGGUGAUAUAUUCAGAUGCAAAGCUUUUGGAGUCGACUCAACCUGAUUCCCCUCAAGAAAUUGAGGAUUCUGACCAAUCUGCAUCCAGUUGGACACCUGAUGAGGUCCAUGGUCUCCUUGGUCACCAACCAGGAACUUCAGGGGCUGAGGUGAUACAUUCA
Molecule: messenger RNA, 2502 nt
Organism: Coregonus clupeaformis (lake whitefish)
Lineage: Eukaryota; Metazoa; Chordata; Actinopteri; Salmoniformes; Salmonidae
Product: zinc finger and SCAN domain-containing protein 29-like
Exons: 6
Coding region: 1055-2347 (430 amino acids)
Source: RefSeq, a predicted model, not a curated record